GCCAAAUAAAACCCCAGGAAGUACUUUUCCGGAAUCGGGAUCUCCAAAGGGGACGUGACAGUCCCCUUGUAGCAAGGGGACUCCCGUGACGCAUGUCCCCUUCGAAAAGCUCUCGACUUCACGCAGCCAAAGUGUCCCUCACAACACCCAAGUUACAGUCGUGGGGAAAUAUUAAGGCGGAAGGACGCGGCACCGGGUUCCUCAGAGUCUGAACUGGGAUCCUGAGCGAAUCCUAGGUUUGGGGGACAAGUCAAGGAGCAAGUGACAUCUACUCUGUUGAGCGUGGAAGGACCCUCCUGGUGUUUUCUCUGCUACUCAGCAGUGCUCUGGCCUCAAUGGGGUGGUGUUUUGCCCUCCCAUUGGCUGCACUGGCCUGCUUCCUGCUUCCUGCAGGUUGCUGUGUCACAUGUGUGCCGUCGGUGAUGGCAGCCGUAAAGUCCUUGGAGAAGGAUUAUUUGCCUGGACACCUGGAAGCCAAACAACACGAAAAAGUGAUGGAUAUGGUACACAAUACUUUGAAAGAUUUCCAGGACCAGCCGUUUAUCCAGGGUUCCUAUGUAGGAAUCAUAGAUAAGAGCUCAUUAGAAGAGGUGGCUCAGAAUUUGCUGAAGGAGCUGAAACGCAUCACAGACAGCAGUGUAAAAGGGGAGGAAUUUGUGACAGAGCUCAACAGCACAUUGAUCAAGGAGAAGGAAGAUUUUGCCCAGCACGCUGGUCAUUUCCAGAAGGAGGCUUAUUGUCCCAACAAAUGUGGUGUCAUGUUUCAGAGUCUGAUAUGGUGCCAGCACUGUGACAAGAAGGUUCAUACUUGUCGGAAGCCCAUAAACUGCGGGGAGCACCAUGUGGAGACCCACGAAUCGGAAGACAUGAUCUUGGACUGUCUGCUCGAUUGGCACCGUAUUUCUGAAGGCCUCACGGAUUACAAAUUUUACAGGGUUUGGGCGAACCAUUCUGAGACCUUGCUGUACAAGGGGAAGGAACCCGUCCUGACCAAGCAAGGGGUGACUGAAGCGGAUGAAGGCAAAUAUCGCUGUGAGCUGGACACGGUGAUGUCAGGCCCAUCCACCAUCAUUUCAUAUCAUGUCACAGUGCUGCCUCCUAACAUCCAUGAAGCAAAACAUGCAGAACACCUUGAAAGGGAGCAUGAAGAGACCUCAUUUGAUGUGCACUCAGAAAGCCCCACCUCAGAGAGUGCAGUGUCAGCGCGCCUGGAGCCCAUCACGUCCCUUCAGCCUUCCCAGGCCCAGAGUAUGCUGCAAGGCCGCCUCUUUGGGCUGCUGAUCUGCUUCUUUAUACUGCUGGUAGCAGCCCUUCUUCUCAGGCUAAUUUAUUGGAGAAAAUCGAAAGAGAAAUCACAAUCCUCACAGCUCAGCUCUAGAAAGACAUCUUCUAAACAGCUCAGCAGUCGGCGUACAUCGAAAAAGCCCAGUUUUCAAAAUACAUCUUCUAAGACAUCCAAGACAAUGACCUCAAAGUGAAAAAAUAAUUAAAGAUGUGUCUUGUUGUCUAAGUAUUUGACUCACUCCUCUGGCCUGAUCCAUACCUUGGGUUCCUCCGGAGGAGAGGUCAGGAGAUGGGCUCCUGCCUCAGGGAGGAGGGAGAAGUCUGGUUGAGGGGAGAGCAGACUGCCAUGUAAUGCCAGAACCAAGAAUCAGGACAGGGCCAGGCCUACCUAGAUCUCCUCCCCCAGGACUGGUCUUCUCAGGACACCCCUCCCAGCUCCUCCUGCUGGGUUUCCUCUUGCCUUUUCCUGUCCCCCACACAGUGCUGGGGGCUGGGACAGAGGCAAAGGCUUUACAAGAACAAAGGGAUCAGGAACCGACCCAGGACAUCAGAGCCAGGCCAGAGCUGCUGCAGGGUAAGAGCCAGGGUCCAGGAGUCCCACUGCAGCCGUCCGUCCUCCUGGGCCUGGCCAGGCUACCUGGUGAAAGGAAGGAGGGCAGAAGCACCCGCCCCCUUUGGAAAGCUGGCUCUCCUGUGUGCCUGUGGCUCCUUCCUGCCACCAAGCACUGGCCAUCUGGCCACCCCUGCCUCUGUCAUGUGAGUAGCCACCCAACUGGGACAAUGCCCCUGCCCCACCUGCCUUCCAUCUGUCCCUGUUAUGGGCCCAGCCCAUGCUUUGUUUCUUGCUGAGGGACCCUGAGAGACUUGGCUGGGGUUCCAGUUGUGAAUGGGCAAAGGCGACUGGGGCAUGAGAGCAGGAGGUGGAUACUGCCUUAAUGGGCCCAGUGAGGGGAGAGGUGGGCUCAGGGCGCUGGGAUGGGCCUCACAGGGCGGGGCUUUGAUUCACCUUCCUUCUUCCCCUCCCUGCUCUCCUCUUGGAAAUGGCUUCCGCGGUACUCGACUUUACUUAUUUAUUUGAACUCUCUCUUUCCUCUGACCUCUACCCACCACCAUUCUCGGUUGUCCCUUGGUCCCUGUUUUUUGUGUACUCUGCUCACUUCUCUCUCCUGUCGUCUCUCUCUCUCUGGGUAUUUGUGUGCUUCCCUCCUCCUCUGCCCCCAUCUCCGUGUCUGCUUGCAUUUCUGGGUGACUCUCCUCUGUCUCUAUUCACCGGUGACUCCCAGUCUUCAUCUUCCGAUAAAAGGAGCCCCAGCAGCAAACCGCUGACCCAAACUCUCUCCGCGAGGAACUUCCGCUAGUGGACUCAGUAAAGGCGGUUGUCGCAGCUCUUCCGGGGCUCUGGUACAGGGACCACCCAUCCCGUGGAGCUACAGAUCUGAAAAUUCCUGGGGACGCGCAUCGCUGGACCAGCGAGAUGCUGCUGAAACUGGCAACCUCCAUUGGCGACUGGCACCACCGCGCACCCGGGGUCCUCAGGACUUUAGUUGGACCCGGCGUUGGUGCUAAAUGCAAGAGCGUGCAGGCCACCUCGCGCUCCAAGACGUUGGAGCUAGUGACCGAAGUGCGGUAGCAGACCAGACCAAAGCAGCGGCGUGGACCCUUUCCCGAUGUACAACGCGGACAGGCAACAACCGGCGUGAGCAGCUGUGAGUGGCGGGCGGAGCACUUACACUGGCUGGACAAUUUGGAGCGCCCACUGCUGGGCGCGCCGCCUGGAGCAGGAGUCCUUCCGGGCCGCCGACAACGAUGGCACGGGCGCCCCCUCGUGGCGGCCACAGAAGAAUCGUUCCCAGGCAGCCUCUGGUGGGGCUGCGCUGGCCAGUCCUAGUCCAGGGUCCGGAUCAGGGGCCCCCGCUGGAUCCGGGGGCAAAGAGCGCUCGGAGAAUUUGUCCUUGCGGCACAGCGUGUCAGAACUGAGCCUGCAGGGUC
Molecule: messenger RNA, 3273 nt
Organism: Sciurus carolinensis (gray squirrel)
Lineage: Eukaryota; Metazoa; Chordata; Mammalia; Rodentia; Sciuridae
Product: izumo sperm-egg fusion protein 1-like
Exons: 12
Coding region: 336-1478 (380 amino acids)
Biological process (GO): fusion of sperm to egg plasma membrane involved in single fertilization; heterotypic cell-cell adhesion; sperm-egg recognition
Cellular component (GO): acrosomal membrane; plasma membrane
Molecular function (GO): signaling receptor binding; protein binding involved in heterotypic cell-cell adhesion
Source: RefSeq, a predicted model, not a curated record